AUGUUGCCAACCGCUUUAUCAGCGACGUACCUACUCGGUGUGGGCGAAAAGAUAGCAAGAUUAUAUAAGGAAGUAAAUGUACCGAUUAUUAUGAGUGUUGAGGAUUGUCACGUGCAUGACGUCAAGACAAUGUGUGACUUGUGCAGCUGCACGUUUAGCGAACGCAAUUGUAAAACUGCACACCACGACCACUUGUCGGGACGUUUUCUAAAAACAUUAUGCAACACGUGCAACCUUAAGUUGAAAACACCGAAUUUUGUACCAUGCUAUCUGCACAAUCUGUCCAACUACGAUGCCCAUUUUAUCGUGACGAAUUUGGCGGGCGACGGCGACAAUAAUCGAAUAUCGGUAAUAGCGAACACCGAGGAGAAAUAUAUUUCGUUCUCGAAGUAUAUUAACAACUCAUUCUCCGUCAGGUUUGUAGACACGUGUCGAUUCAUGGCGUCAAGCUUGGCGCACUUGGCGGAGAACCUCACCUCCGCAAACUUUGAUAAGUUUCGCGAAGUCGCGAAAGUGUUCACCCCGUCGGAGAUGGAGUUGGUCACGCGGAAAGGCGUAUAUCCGUAUGAAUAUACAGAUUCGUGGGAUAAAUUGGACGCUAUUUCUACAGCGCGCUGA
Macrosiphum euphorbiae (potato aphid) is the source of this 618-nucleotide messenger RNA. The record is from the annotation of a GenBank genome assembly. Lineage: Eukaryota; Metazoa; Arthropoda; Insecta; Hemiptera; Aphididae.